Molecule: messenger RNA, 3604 nt
Organism: Hydra vulgaris (swiftwater hydra)
Lineage: Eukaryota; Metazoa; Cnidaria; Hydrozoa; Anthoathecata; Hydridae
Product: ATP-citrate synthase
Biological process (GO): tricarboxylic acid cycle; acetyl-CoA biosynthetic process; fatty acid biosynthetic process
Cellular component (GO): cytosol
Molecular function (GO): ATP citrate synthase activity
Source: RefSeq, a predicted model, not a curated record
UAAAUUUUGUUAAAAUAUUUAAUAAUAUUAUACUUAUUUCUAAUUUGAUUUAAUCUUCAUUUUUUUUAAUAAUAUGUAGUACAAUCUGUAUUUUAAAGCUUUCUUGGAGAAUACUUAUAAUGUCAUCGAAAGGAAUUUUUGAAGCUGAUGGAAAACGUUUACUUUCAUGCCAUUUACAAUGUGAAUCCUUUGUUAGACCUCAAUUUUUAUCAAUUCACGCUGAUGAAGAUUUAUCUAAAAUUGAAGAUGCAAACCCAUGGUUAUUAGAAAAGAAACUUGUUGUAAAACCUGAUCAACUUAUUAAAAGGCGUGGUAAGCUAGGGUUAAUUAAAAUUAAUGCUGACUGGAAUGAGGUAAAAAAAUGGAUUAGUGAAACAUCCAGUAAAGAAAUAUUAGUGGAUAGAGCAAAAGGUUUCAUAAAACAUUUUAUUGUUGAGCCUUUCAUUGGGCAUCAUAUGGUUGAAGAAAUGUAUGUUUGUAUACUGUCUGAGCGUGACCAGGAUGUAAUUCUUUUUCAUCAUCAAGGAGGGAUUGAAGUAGGAGAUAUAGAUUCUAAGGCUUUAAAGUUAUCAGUUUGUAUUGGAGAUCAAGUAAAUGUCUCUCAGAUUCAAUGUCAACUUUUACCAAGCGUUUCUGAUGAAAAUAAAUCAACCCUUGCAGCUUUUAUUAAAAAUCUUUAUGACAUUUAUGUAGACCUACAUUUUACUUAUAUGGAAAUUAAUCCUAUUGUUGUAAACAAUGAUGGAAUUUUUAUUCUUGAUAUGGCAGCUAAAAUAGAUACAACUGCUGAUUAUUUAUGUAGCACCAAGUGGGGUAAAACUAAACUGAAGUUUCCUCCCCCUUUUGGAAGGGAAGCUUAUCCAGAGGAAGAUUUCAUAGCUGAUCUUGAUUGCAAAAGUGGAGCUUCAUUGAAGUUUACUAUUUUGAAUAAAAAUGGUAGAAUAUGGACAAUGGUUGCUGGUGGGGGUGCUUCUGUUGUAUACAGUGAUACUGUUGUGCAGUUUGGUGGAAGCAGUGAGCUUGCAAACUAUGGUGAAUAUUCAGGAGCACCAAAUGAGUCUCAAACUUUUCAAUAUGCUAAAACAAUCUUAAAGCUUAUGACAGAGGGACCAGUUCAUCCAGAAGGUAAAAUACUUAUCAUUGGUGGUGGGAUUGCUAACUUUACAAAUGUAGCAGACACCUUUUCAGGAAUUGUCAAAGCUUUAAAGGUUUAUCAAAAAGAGCUUGUUGAUCAUAAAAUUGAAAUCUAUGUUCGAAGAGGUGGUCCUAAUUAUCAAGAAGGAUUAAGGAUAAUGAGAGAGCUAGGUGAAAAACUUGGUGUUCCACUACAUGUAUUUGGGCCAGAAACACACAUGACAGCAAUAGUAGGCAUGGCACUGAAUAAAUCAAAUGCUCAUGAAUCCACAGAAGUUGAUGCAUCUUUAGAUUUCAAUAAAUUCCUUAAUGAAGACAUUUUGUCAUCACAUGUUCAAAAUCAAGAAACUGGUAAUCCGGAUAUAGAAACAAAAACCUCUGAUACUUUUACUGAUUUGUUUACUGACCAAACACAAGCAAUUGUUUGGGGAAUGCAGCUUAGGGCAGUGCAGGGGAUGUUAGAUUUUGAUUUUGUUUGUAGAAGGAAAGAACAUUCUGUUCGUGCUAUUGUCUACCCUUUCAGUGGAAAUCAUAAUCAGCGAUUUUAUUUUGGACCAAAAGAAAUUAUGAUUCAAGUUUUUGUUAAUUUCGCUGAUGCAACAAAAAAACAUCCCAAUGCAAGUGUGCUUGUUAAUUUUGCUUCUUUAAGAUCAGCAUAUGAUGCAACCUUAGAAGCACUUGCUUACCCUCAGUUUAAAACAGUUGCUAUAAUUGCAGAAGGUAUACCUGAACGAAUUACACAAAUUCUCAAUAAAAAAGCCAAGGAAAAAGGUGUCAACAUUAUUGGCCCUGCCACAGUUGGAGGCAUAAAACCAGGUUGCUUUAAAAUUGGUAACACUGGAGGUAUGCUGGAUAACAUACUUGCUUCCAAACUUUAUCGUCCUGGAAGUGUUGGUUAUGUUUCUCGUUCUGGUGGUUUGUCAAAUGAGUUAAAUAACAUAAUAUCAAGAAACAGCGAUGGUGUUAAUGAAGGUAUUGCAAUUGGAGGUGAUAGAUAUCCUGGAACUGUGUUUCUUGACCACUUUCUUCGUUAUGAAGCUAAUCCCAAUAUUAAAAUGAUGGUGCUUCUUGGAGAGGUUGGUGGAACAGAUGAGUAUAGUAUUUGUGAGGCAAUUAGAGAUGGCAAAAUUAAAAAACCUGUCAUAGCAUGGUGUAUUGGAACAUGUUCUGAAAUGCUUUCUACAGAGGUGCAAUUUGGACAUGCAAAUGCUUGUGCUAAUAAUUUGGCUGAAACAGCUGUUGCAAAGAACAAGGCAUUAAAGGAUGCAGGCGCCUAUGUACCAAAUUCUUUUGAUGAACUUGACAAGCUUAUCAGAUUAGUAUAUGAAAAGCUUGUUGCACAUGGUAAAAUUGUUCCACAUCCAGAAGUACAGCCACCAACAGUACCUAUGGAUUAUGAUUGGGCCCAGGGACUUGGACUAAUUCGUAAGCCUUCAUCAUUUAUUUCUGCAAUAUGUGACGAAAGGGGGCAUGAGUUAGUGUAUGCUGGAAUGAAAAUUUCCGAUAUAUUUAAGAAAGAUUUGGGUAUCGGAGGAGUGUUGGGACUUCUUUGGUUUCAAAGGAGAUUGCCUUCAUAUGCGUGCAAGUUUAUUGAGAUUUGCUUGAUGAUAACGGCUGACCAUGGCCCAGCUGUAUCAGGGGCACACAACACAAUUGUUACUACACGAGCUGGAAAAGAUCUCAUAUCUUCACUUUGCUCUGGACUACUGACAAUUGGUGAUCGAUUUGGUGGUGCCUUAGAUGGUGCUGCAGCUCAAUUUUCUGAGGCCUUUGAUGCUGGUAAAACAGCCAUGGAAUUUGUUAAUGAUAUGCGUAAAAAAGGACAACUUAUAAUGGGAAUAGGACAUCGUGUGAAGUCGAUAAAUGAUCCAGAUAUGAGAGUAGUAAUCAUGAAAGAAUUUAUUCGACAACAUUUUCCUCAGACGCCAUUAUUUAAUUUUGCUUUAGAAGUUGAACAGAUCACUUCAUCAAAGAAGCCCAACCUCAUUCUUAAUGUUGAUGGUUGCAUAGCAUUAGCAUUUGUUGAUUUAUUGCGUCAUUGUGGUUGUUUUACAAGAGAGGAAGCCGAUGAAUACAUGUCAAUUGGUGCAUUAAAUGGUUUGUUUGUUGUUGGUCGUUCCAUAGGAUUUAUAGGACAUCAUCUAGACCAAAAAAGACUUAAACAAGGGCUGUAUCGGCAUCCUUGGGACGACAUCUCUUACAUAUUGCCAGACGCCGAUAGCUUAGAAGCCAAAUUAAAUUAGCUAGACAUAUUAUAAUAAUUAAAAAAAUAAUUUUACUAGAACUAUAUCAAAUAUUUUUUUAGGUCAGGUGUUGGUAUUUAUUUAAAAAUUUUUGAUGUCUAUUUAUUAGACAUAAUAAAUAAUACCAUGUCUAACUAUUUAUUAGACUAAAUUAUUAAAAAAAUUUAUGGUCAAUUAAUUCAUUGAUUUGUAAUGUUAUUUGUGUGUAAAAGAAAUUAAAUGUUUUU